AUGAGUAGUUCCGCAAAGAUAGAGGCCACUAGUAGUGAAAAAUCAGUUCAUCCAACGAUGGUAAAAGGCCACAAAAAACAUCCUUUUCCACGUACUAGAAGGACGAGGCCAGUACGACCAUCUCGUAAAGAUAUUUCAGCUCUAAAGAUACAAAGAGCUUGGCUAUCUUAUAUGGACAGGUCAAUAUUUCAACUCCUAAAGCAUACAAUUUGUGCAGCAGAAUAUUGUCUGACAUAUGAUAUACUGAAGAAUGUGAGCCCCUUGGAGGCUGAGUUUGCUAAAGAUCGUGGCAUGAACUGUAAAAUUAAAUUCAGAUUCAGUGGUGAAAAAUUUCCGCCUUUUAUUGUGUAUAAAAUUUUUCUACAUACUGGAGGCCAUGGCUACAAGUAUUUCAGCGGAAGAAAUACGGUAAAGCUGGCAAGUAAGGCCUCAUAUGAUGCUUACAAACUUAUGGGGAGGAAGAAGUUUCAUGAACAAAUUAUAGAAGAUGAAUAUCUUUUCCAGAAGUUCAAAAUAACUGAUGAAGUGGAUAUUGUCACCAUGCAAGAUUACGUGACAUAUUCCAGUAUUCUGGAUAAGACACCUGCAUCUUCUGGUGGAAGAAAUAACUAUUGGAGAAGAUUGACCCUCAGCAGCAUUCCCAAGACAAUGAUAAUGUAUGACAUACUUGAUUAUGCAGAGUCUAAAGUACUGACAAAACGUCUGCAAAAAGAAAUGAAGUACCUGUUACAGAGACCACGAACAGAAGAGAUGCGUCGAAAACAGCUGCGGAUUAUUACCGAAACGAGGUACUUACCUCUGUUGAAAAGCCAAAGUUUAUUUCGGCCCGCCCAACAGCAAAGUCAAUUUAAACAUUUGGGUCGGCGAUCCAAGCAAGCACGAUUGAAAAAUGAAAAAAUGAAAAAAGCUUAUGAGAAGGAGAAAAAAGCAAGCACUUCUGCGGAGAGUAAACCUCAGACAGACAGACCAGAAACAAAGCAACAGCAAAAGGUUGUCUUCUCUACCUCAACUUUUGA
Messenger RNA from Pipistrellus nathusii (Nathusius's pipistrelle), 1016 nucleotides. The record is from the annotation of a GenBank genome assembly. Lineage: Eukaryota; Metazoa; Chordata; Mammalia; Chiroptera; Vespertilionidae.